Messenger RNA from Zingiber officinale, 540 nucleotides. RefSeq lists its product as uncharacterized. The record is from RefSeq and is a predicted model, not a curated record. Lineage: Eukaryota; Viridiplantae; Streptophyta; Magnoliopsida; Zingiberales; Zingiberaceae. The transcript has 3 exons. The coding region runs from base 1 to 540 and encodes 179 amino acids.
AUGUCUAAUCUUUCAAAGUUAGAGUUUGUGGCUCUUGACAUUUCGGGAAAAAAUUAUCUAUCGUGGAUUUUGGAUGUGGAGAUUCAUUUGGAUGCUAUGAGUCUUAGAGACACCAUAAAAGAUGGAAAUAAGGAAUCUUUACAAAAUCGUGCAAAAGCAAUGAUAUUCAUUCGUCACCAUCUUCAUGAAGCAUUGAAAAUUGAAUAUUUGACAAUUAAAGAUCCACUUGAGCUAUGGAAUAAUUUGAAGGAAAGGUAUAGCCAUUUUAAAACCGUGAUUCUUCCAAAUGCUCGUUAUGAAUGGAUUCAUUUACGUUUACAAGAUUUUAAAUCUCAACAGUAUAGAGAGAAAGGUUUUAAGAAAUAUUCUGAGUUGAUUACAUGUCUUCUGGUGGCUGAGCAAAAUAACGAGCUUUUGAUGAAAAAUCAUGAGAUCCGUCCAACUGGUACUGGUCCAAUCCCUGAAGUGAAUGAGAUAACUGAUCUUGAUGGAGGGAUAGACAAUUUGACUGGAAAUGAAGAUAUUUAUGGAAAUGUCUAA